This is a messenger RNA of Aricia agestis (brown argus), 687 nucleotides long. RefSeq names its product protein lethal(2)essential for life-like. The record is from RefSeq and is a predicted model, not a curated record. Bases 72 to 548 code for a protein of 158 amino acids. NCBI's taxonomy places the organism in Eukaryota, Metazoa, Arthropoda, Insecta, Lepidoptera, Lycaenidae. Gene Ontology annotation, molecular function: protein folding chaperone. Gene Ontology annotation, biological process: protein refolding; response to heat. The transcript has a single exon.
UUCUAAGCUGGAUAUAUAAAUAGAGGAAUCGCGUCAAGUUCCACACAGUUUUCGAUCGCCAUAUCGUUCUCAUGCCUACACCUGAUCAUUUCUUCGACUCCGACAUGCCCGAGUGGGCCAGACAAUCCUUCGAACGAAAUUUCGGUCGCACGACCCGAAAUGAAUACUUCAAAACACCAUUCCAGAGGUGGCUACCACGGGACGAGGGUUCCUCUAUAAAGAUCGAGGAGAAAAAGUGGCAGAUCAACGUCGAUGUCCAGCAUUUUACUCCGGAUGAAGUGACUGUGAAGAUAAACAACGGCUUCGUGGUGGUGGAAGGGAAACACGAGGAGAGGGAGGAUGAGCACGGCUACGUCAUGAGGCACUUCUCUCGCCGGUUCAGGAUACCUGAGGACACCAACUGCAACGCCAUAGAAUCUAGACUGUCGUCAGACGGAGUGCUGUCAGUUUUAGCCCCACGCAUGGAACCACCAAAAGGCGAAUGGAACAUACCAAUAUCUUACACGGGACCAGUACGUACGGAAAUCAAAGAACCAGUUAAAAGUUAAACAACAAAUCAAUGGAAUACCCUUUUUAGACAAGUAACUAAAACAGUUGGUAAUUUUAUAAUAUUUGUUGUGAUGAUAGUGUUAAAAAUUAAAUUAUUUUAGGUAGUUCAGCUAGCUUUAAAUAAAUUCGUUGUUGUUA